This is a messenger RNA of Vanessa atalanta (red admiral), 955 nucleotides long. It is a transcript of the gene CPH3, whose product is annotated as pupal cuticle protein PCP52-like. The transcript is spliced from 3 exons. NCBI's taxonomy places the organism in Eukaryota, Metazoa, Arthropoda, Insecta, Lepidoptera, Nymphalidae. The record is from RefSeq and is a predicted model, not a curated record. Bases 16 to 906 code for a protein of 296 amino acids.
UUACGAGACAUCACGAUGAGAGUUCUGAUUUUGUCCGCCCUUAUUGCUUGCGUAUCCGCAGCACCGUCGUUCUAUGCCGCGGUACCACUUGCCGCGGUAGCAGUACCAACCAUCGCAGUAGCUCCUACCGUACCACCAGGUGACAUUCAGGCUGCCGCUAUCAAUGCUCAGGUAAAAGCCGAAGACCAGGCUCGUUUCUUUGCCGACCAAGCCAGGGAAUUAGCCGAGCAAGCCGUUGAAAAUCAAAACGAAGGAGUAGUUGAGGCCAAUGAUUUGGUUAAGGAAAAAUCAGAGGAAGCCUUCUGGGCUGCAGAGGAAAAGAAAUGGCAAGCAGUGAGCGAAGUUCAAAUCGCCGAAGCUAAAAUUGACGCUUCAGCUGCUGAGAAUGCAGCCGCUCUUGCCAAGAGCUAUGCUUUGUCUGGUAUUGUUCCCGCUGUAAGUGGAUUCCCUGCUGCAGCCCCCGCAGCUCUAGCCGCAGCCCCCGGAGUUACAAUCGAAUCAGCUGGCAGUGACGAAAAAUCCGAAGCUGCUGUCAAAAGCGCGGCGGCAACCGAAGUCAAAGCAGAAGAGAAGGAAGCUGUUAAAUCAGCAGAAAUUGAAAAACCCGUUGAAUCUGAAGCUGAAAAAGCCAUCGAAAGUGAGAAGCAACCAGAAGCAGGUGCUGAAUUAAAAUCAGACGCCUUGGAAGCACUCAUAGCUGAAACCGCCGCUCUACAGUCACAGUUGAAAUCCUCCCUCGCAGCACCUGUAGCUAUUGCUCCUGGAGCACCUGUAGCUAUUGCUCCUGGUUUCAACUACCAACCCCUCGUAGCCCCAAUUUCCUAUCAACCUGCAUUCAGAAGUUUUCCCAUCAACACAAUCCACCCUUACUCUGCUCCAAUCUACCCCGUUGGAAACCUGUGGUAAUUAAUGGAUAGAUAACGUCCUAUUAAUAAUAAAAAAAUAUUUAAAAAUA